UGGAGACCACCACGCGAAGCAGUGUAGUGACAAUAUAUAAUUCAGAAAGCAUAUCGAUAAUCAAAAUGACGAUUACGUAGAAAAGUUGCCAGUGAUGCGAAGCUAAUACAUUCGCGUACUAUCUCGAAAAAGGCUUCAUAAAAAGUAAAUAAUCAGCGGCGACUCAUCGCAGUCCGUGAAGUGCUUUUACAUUCGGAGUUCAUUUUUCUUUCAAUUUCCAUCGUUCGCGAACGCGAAAAAAAAAAUGAUAUCGCGUAAUCGACAAUAGAAACAAUACGUAAUGCUGAAUUAAUCAAAGAAAUGAAGUUUCUCUUUUGUAAAAAGUUUACCCACGUAAGUCUCGAUCUAACUGAACCUCAAGAAUAUAAGUCAACUGAACAAGUUUAUCGUCGGCUUUCUCGUGUUCGAAAACGUAAAAUUAUAAACGUACCUGCUGCAGCGGAUUACAACAAUUCGUCACCACCGCCAAUAUACUUUAAGACUUUAACUGCCAGAAAGAAAAUCAAAGAUGCAAUUUGCAAGAAUGAGUUUCUACAGAAUUUUGACGAUGCUCACAUUGACGCUUUUGUAUCCGCCAUGUACUUGAAAGAAAUUGCACCGAAUACUCGUCUUAUUCAAGAGGGUGAUAUAGGUUAUCAUUUGUAUGUUUCCGAAAAAGGAAUAUUCGAGGUCUAUCAAGGACCAACUUAUGAAAGUAGCUUUGGACCUGGUGUAGCAUUUGGUGAAUUAGCUUUAUUGUAUAACACAAAUAGACUACGAUCUGUAGACGUGAAACGUGGAGGACAAGUUUGGGCUCUAGAUCGAAGUGCUUUUCAAGCGGUUGUAGCAAGGGAAGACGAAUCAACGACGAGUGAUACCAUCGAAUGUCUUCGACGUCUUAGCUUAUUUAGAACUAUUCCUAAUCAUGUAUUAGUCAAAGUCAGCAAACUGAUCCAAGUUGAAUUUUUUCAAAGCAACGCGCAAAUCAUUAGGCAGGGGAAAAAGGCAACGAAAUUUUACAUCAUUAACGGAGGUUCUGUGCGAUUAACUAAGUGUAAACGACAGGAUGAGGAGGAAAGCAUUGGUAUUCUUAGAAAAGGAGAUUAUUUUGGAAAAGAAGCUUUUUCCAAUGACCAACAAAGUGUUUAUGAGCUGAGUGCAGUAGCUAUGAAUAGUGGAGUUGAAUGUUUCAGUAUUGACACCAGUGAACUACUGCGUUGCCUCGGGAGUUUGGAACUUUUGAGAAAAGACAAAUCGAUCAUUGACUUUAUAAUCAAUACUUUGGAUUCGCGUAGUUCAGAGUGGGAAGAACAAUAUGCUAGUCUAUCAUUAAACGACACCGAAGUCAAAGAUACUAUCGGAGUUGGUGGAUUUGGUAAGGUGGAGCUUGUUACGAUCAAAUCAAUUCCAGACAAGAGUUUUGCGCGCAAAAAAAUUAAGAAAAUCAAAGCCGUACAGUGGGAAUGCGAAGACUACAUUAUCAACGAGAAGAAAAUCAUGAAGUUCUGCAACUCACCGUUCAUUUGCAAGUUGCAUCGAACCUUCAAAGAUAACAAGUACGUGUACUUCUUAAUGGAAGCAUGCUUGGGAGGUGAUCUAUGCACUUACAUCGCGAAGAACGGAGCGUUCGACAAUACGUCAGCAAAAUUCGUCAUAGCAUGCGUCGUCGAGGCGAUUGCUUAUCUACAUCGUUAUGGGAUAGUGUGCCGGGACCUCAAACCAGAUAACAUUAUGAUUGAUAACAGUGGAUAUGUCAAGCUCACGGACUUUGGAUCUAGCAAAAUUAUAGGUUUGGAAAGAACAAGGAGUUUUGUAGGCACUCCGGAAUAUAUAGCACCGGAAAUCAUCUUUAAUAAACCUUACGACAGAGCAGUUGAUUAUUGGUCACUUGGUAUUGUACUUCACGAGUUACUUUUAGCUCGUCCGCCUUUUCAAGAUUCAGAUCUCCUAUCGUUGUAUAGUAAAAUUAUCAAAGGCAUGGAUACCAUUGGAAUUUAUGGAAAUCUGAAAAAGCACGCAGAGAAUCUCAUUCGGGCCUUGCUCCGCACAGAUCCGAUGGAAAGGCUUGGAAACUUGAAAGGAGGCAUUGGAGAUAUUCGUUCGCACAAAUGGUUUGGACCGUUUGAUUGGGAAGCUUUGCAAAACCUAACUAUGAUGUCUCCUGUGAUACCUAAGUUACGAAAUUAUUUAGAUACGAAGUAUUUCGAGAGGUUUUUGCCUGAAAGAGAAAAUCCAGAAGCUGAAUUUUCUGGUUGGGAUCAAGAAUUUUGAAGACCUGUUGAUCACAAAAUGAAGUAUCGUUACCUGUUAGAAAACUUUUUUAUACGCCUUCUAGAUAUACAUGUGAAAUGUAGAAUUUAAAUAAUUUCAAUGCAAAAAAUUAUUCUUCAUUGAUAGUUUAAUCAUUCAAGUAUGAUUAUUCUCAAGUCUUGAAGGUUCCCAAGA
Phymastichus coffea is the source of this 2424-nucleotide messenger RNA. RefSeq names its product cGMP-dependent protein kinase, isozyme 1-like. Gene Ontology annotation, molecular function: cGMP-dependent protein kinase activity; ATP binding. The coding region runs from base 301 to 2250 and encodes 649 amino acids. The record is from RefSeq and is a predicted model, not a curated record. Gene Ontology annotation, biological process: protein phosphorylation. Lineage: Eukaryota; Metazoa; Arthropoda; Insecta; Hymenoptera; Eulophidae. The transcript has 11 exons.